This is a messenger RNA of Plasmopara halstedii, 783 nucleotides long. Its product is annotated as ribosome biogenesis protein nsa2. Gene Ontology annotation, biological process: maturation of LSU-rRNA; maturation of 5.8S rRNA. NCBI's taxonomy places the organism in Eukaryota, Oomycota, Peronosporomycetes, Peronosporales, Peronosporaceae. The transcript has a single exon. Gene Ontology annotation, cellular component: preribosome, large subunit precursor; nucleolus. The coding region runs from base 1 to 783 and encodes 260 amino acids. The record is from RefSeq and is a predicted model, not a curated record.
AUGCCACAACAUGAGCAUAUGGAGAUGCAUCGCAAACGCCAUGGUGUGCGAAUGGAUGCUGCUGAGAAGAAGCGUAAGAAAGAAGCGCGUGAGGUGCAUCGCCGCUCACAAUUUGCCCAGAAGGUUCAUGGUCUGCGUGCUAAAUUGUACAAUCAAAAGCGAUUUAAAGAGAAGGCUGCGAUGAAGAAGACACUAGCACUUCAUAAUGAACGUACGAAUAAACACGCUAAUGACGAUGAGAUUCCGGACGGUGCUGUACCCUCUUACCUGCUUGAUCGCGAGGGUGUUUCUCGUGCUAAAGUUUUGAGCAAUACUGUGAAGCAAAAACGUAAGGAAAAAGCUGGCAAGUGGGACGUUCCAAUUCCCAAGGUGAAACCAAUAGCUGAUGAUGAAAUGUUCAAGGUGCUGCGUUCGGGCAAACGACGCAACAAGGCUUGGAAACGAAUGAUUACAAAAGCUACGUUUGUGGGUGAAAACUUUACCCGCAAGCCACCAAAAUACGAGCGCUUCAUUCGUCCUAGUGCCAUGCGCUUUAAAAAAGCCCAUGUUACACAUCCAGAGCUCAAAACUACGUUUCAGCUGGCUAUACUCGGCGUUAAAAAGAAUCCUCAGAGCCCACUAUACACCCAACUUGGGGUCAUGACCAAAGGCACUAUUAUUGAGGUAAAUGUUAGUGAGCUCGGUUUGGUAACAACAUCUGGAAAGGUUGUGUGGGGAAAAUACGCUCAGAUCACCAAUGUGCCGGAAAAUGACGGCUGCAUCAACGCUGUGCUACUUGUCUAA